Messenger RNA from Rosa chinensis, 3379 nucleotides. RefSeq lists its product as uncharacterized. NCBI's taxonomy places the organism in Eukaryota, Viridiplantae, Streptophyta, Magnoliopsida, Rosales, Rosaceae. The record is from RefSeq and is a predicted model, not a curated record. The transcript has 3 exons. The coding region runs from base 241 to 1386 and encodes 381 amino acids.
AGGGAAAAAUAAAAUGACCAACAUAUAAAUUCAUAAAAACUAAUUUAUUUUUUUCAUAAAAACUACCAAAGCCCUAACUUUCUAAAUUUCCUCCCAAUUUGAAGUUGGCAAUUCUCAAUCUCAGAGACUCCGAAUCUCUAAUUGAAGCAGAAUCACAACAGAUCUCGAUCGAAAUUCUUAUUACAGAGAUCGAAUUCCGUAGCAUCGCAAGGCAGGUUUUUACGAUCUUACAUAGUCAUUAUGAGAUUCAAGAAGGGGGACAAAGUGGAAGUGCUAAGCCAAAAGGAGGUGCCUUCAGGAGCAUGGCAGUGCGGUGUGAUCGUCUCAGGCAAUGGCCACACUUACGGUGUUAGAUAUGAUUGGUCUCCUAACGUGGAAGGUGAGGCAAUAGUGGAGAGAGUCCCAAGAAAGGCUAUUAGGCCUUGCCCUCCGCCAGUUCAAAGUGCAGAUAGUUGGGGGGUUGGCGAUGUUGUUGAGGUCUUUGAUUUCGGUUUCUGGAAGAUGGCAAAGGUAGUGAAGGUUUUUGAUGAAAACUAUUACCUGGCUAGGCUACUUGGAUCAUCCGAGGAGUUUAGAAUGCACAAAUCUAGGAUCAGGGUGCGUCAAUUGUUGAAAGAUGACAAAUGGAUUGUGAUUGGAAAGGUAAAUUUAAGAAUAAAGCUGCCAUCCAGAAAUGAAUAUUCACCUUCUCUAGAAAACAGCAGUUGUCAGGAAUCCUAUAUUGUCUCAUCUACAUCAUUAAAGAGAGCUUGUCCGUACACUGAAGCAUAUCCCCGGAAGAUGAGAGCUAUGGAGAAAGAGUGUGAGCACCAACAAGUUUUUUCUAGGUCCCCAUCUUCACUGCUCAAAAAGGUAGAUGUUGUUGCUUACCCGAGAGAAAAGCUGGGUGAAAAAUACAUGCACUCUUCCUUUCUUUAUCCUACAACUCGAUAUUUUGAAAAGGAGAACAGAAAUUUGAAUGGUGCUAGUUCAUGUUUUGAAAGAAGCUCAGAAGUUAGUGGUUGUGAUAGUGAUUCAUGCUCUAUCGAAUCUGUUGGUAGUUGUAGUGUUAAUGGUAACAAUUCAAGUAAGACAUCUGGUUAUGAUUUAGCAGGUAAUAGUGAAGAAGCAGAUACCCUUUGUAGCGAUGCAGACUCUUUUUCUAGUGGUGCAGAUCUACAAGAAAAUGUUUCCCUUCCUCUAAAACAUGAUAUUGCUGCAACAAUCCAUAGGUUAGAGUUGCAUGCUUACCGCCAAACUCUGAUGGUAAUGCAUGCUUCGGGGUCCUUAAGUUGGGAACAAGAAGAUUUAUUGACAACACUCCGUAUGUCUUUACACAUUACGAAUGAUGAACAUUUGAUGGAAGGCCAAGGUUGGAGGCUGGUUGCCUUGCUUCCAAAGGUCUAGAGAUGGUGCUGGGGUAUUCCAUUACAAUGGCACUAUCUAUUUUCCAAUUUCCUUCAUUUAUGGCAAAAUCUAUCGCCAGAAGGUGCUCGAGUUAUUUUCUCUGGUUCUUUGAUGUGGGUCUGCUGGGACUGUGGACACAUCUUGUACCUAAGCAGAAGAGAACUUUGAAAAGGUUCCAAGACAAACUUCAUGCAGUUAUCUGAUAUUUUUUUUAGUGAUAUAUCUCUUAUCUAUUACCAUUGCAUUGUUUUGCUCAGAAAAUAUAUUUAUCAAUUUUCAUGCAUCUUUAAAUUGGAAUGUCAAAUUAAGUUUUUAUAUUUUUAUUCGGUGGGGUGGUUUUGGAGUUUGAAGCUAUUUUGGAAGUUAUGGAGACAAAUCUUUAUGUUUGCAUUGAAUAUUGCGUUGUACAACUAGAGUCUUGUGUUACAUAACUAGAGCUUUUGUCUCUGUAAGGGAGUUGGGCCUUAAAAGGGUCUUAUCAAAGCAUCUUUCAAAUUUCCAAGACUCAUUGUUGAACUAUGAGGUUUAGAAGUGCAUCAUGAUUUGGGUGAAUUAUUAAAGCAAUUUUCAAGUAGAUCAUGUAUAAGGAAAGCAGGAUAGUUGAAGCAGAUGGGACUGUGGUUAUUAUACUUUGACGUUUUUAUGGAAUUAUUUUGGAAUUUUUUGAAAAAAAAGUUGUUUGCAUUUUGUUAAACUGGGGAAGGCUAACAGUUCUAUAUGAAGAAGAAUCCCUCCGUUGGCCAACAAUGGUGUUGCUAAAGGAAGUGGAGGAGAGAUUGCUAACCUUGCAGCUCUGAAAAAUGAUGAUCAAUUCAAUUCAACCAAGCCUUUGGUUCAACUGCAUGAAUAUACCUGAUUCAAGGUAACAUACAAAUUCUUUGAAUUUUAUGCUCCAAUCUCAGUUAUGUUAACAAAAUGAUGGUAUAUAGCAUUUGUUCAACCUGGGAGGGAUUGGUUUUGUACAUACACAUGCUCUGCAUCCCAUUGGAUUUUUGGCAUAUGCAUUGAACUGAAGAAGGAGGUUCAGAGAGGUUGUUAGCAACUAAUUUGUGCGGCAGUAUCAAGUAUUAAAGAAUAUUGCCCCCAAAUACAUGGGAGGAGGUGGGAUAGUUGGGACUUGGGAGGGAUACAUAUAAGUCUCUGCUGCCAUGUAAAUUCUGUGAAGCAUCUUCUAUUUUCUGAGGUGUCAUGAUUGCUAAUUUUUCUAUGACGGAUUUGAACAUGUGAGGUUAUGAGUUACAUAAUUAUUUUUUGACUGAUCUUGAAAGUGUAUUGGUCUAGAUUGCAAGCAUUGAGACUUGAAUGGAGUGAGGAUCUUUGAUGAAUUGUGUGCUGUUUGAGUACUUUUAUCUCUCUGAGUUUCAAAAAAAUGUAAUUAGUUCUAAUGUUCUAUUGUUUGAGGCUCAUUAAUCAGGCUGCUGCUGUAAAUUUUGGAACAUGAUGAUUGCCUUUAUGCAUAAAUUUAAAUUUCAGUUGCUUCAUCUCUAUGUUUUUAACCAUGACCAAUAGUGCACGAUUUCUGGUCAAAUAUUUUGUAUAUGAUUCCGGAUUUUGUUAUUCCAUCUUUUACCACAUUGGAUACUUUCUGGUCCUUUCCUGUGUGGAUGUUUUUUCAGAAACCAAUUCCUCUCACUUUCUGGCCAAAGGAAAUGCAGUGGCAGAAGUAAAGGGGGGAAAUGCCCCCUUAAAUUUCUAGUGUGACGUAUUUACUAUCUCAAUGUUAGCUAAACUCAAGCAGAGACAAGAUGUGGAAGCGAAACUGGACAACUGCGAGCAAACAAUAAUACAAACUGAGGCAAAUUCAUGCUACAUAAGAGAAUGAGGAAGGUUUCAUUUUGUUCCUUGUUUUGAAGAAGGCCGGGAUUCCAUCCGUUAAUACUGUAUUAUUGUCUCGGUGUUAACAGUAAAUAAUACAUGUUAAUUUUCAAUGAACAUGCAUGAUGUCAUCGACUGAAUUUUAUGUUUGGUACUUCAGUGUUUGUUAUUAAUAGAA